AUGCCUAUUCGGCUCCAUGUCUUGGCCAGCGCCGCGAGACACGCCGUCAGUUCAUCGGUGCUCGUCUUCCGGCUCAUCGCCUUCCACCUCACCCCGCUGCUGCUCCACCUGUCCUACUUCCUCGCCGUCGACCUGCUCGGCUCCCUCGCCUUGGUGCUGCUUAGGCCAAGCAGCCCCGGAUCGUACCGUCCGCGCUACGUCGACGUGUUCUUCAUGUCGACGUCCGCGGUCACCGUCACCGGACUAGCCACCGUCCAGAUGGAGGACCUCUCGAGCGCCCAGCUCGUCGUCCUCACCCUCCUCAUGCUCCUCGGCAGCGAGAUGUUCGUCUCCUUGCUCGGCCUCGUCCUCGAGUCGUCGCGCAAGCGACGACAGCAGCAGCGCGACCAUCAAAAUCACGACGGCAGGGUCAUGGCGGCCGCCGUCGCCGUCUGCGACGAGCCGGAUCUCGAGGAGGCGAAUGGUCCGGCAGCAGCUCCGUCUGCGGAUUCGUCCGGCGAUGGUGGUGAUCGCAAGGAGAGCUGCCGCGUCGUCAGAAGCUUAGCGCUCGUGGUCUCGGCCUACAUGGCCGCGAUCCUCGUCGUCGGCUCUGUGCUGGUGUUCGCGUAUGUCGCCACCGUACCGACCGCGCGCGACGUGCUGGCGAGGAAGGGAAUCAGCGCCGCGCUCUUCUCGGUGUCCACCACCGUCUCGUCCAUCACCAACGGCGGCCUGCUCCCGACGAACGAGAGCAUGGCGGUGUUCGCCCCGAACCGUGGCCUGCUCCUGCUUCUGGCGGCACAGAUCCUCGCUGGCAGCACGCUGCUCCCGGUGUUCCUCAGGCUGGCGGUCAGCGCCACGAGAGGGCUAGCGAGGGUGUUGUUCUUGUUCACCGGGCGAGGAGGACCCGUCGAGGAGCUCGUACCCAUGGACAUGGAGAACAGCGCCGCGGCGGCGGGCUUCGGCCACCUGCUGCCGAGCGACACGCGGGCGGCGUCCCUCGCCGCCACGGUGGUCGCCGUCGCGGCCGCCGCCGCGGCGCUCCUCUGCUGCCUGAACUGGAACUCCGCGGUGUUCGCGGGGCUCACCGCCGGCGAGAAGGUCACCAACGCGGUGUUCAUGGCCGUGAACGUGCGGCAGGCCGGGGAGAACUCCGUCGACUGCUCCCUCGUCGCGCCGGCGGUGCUGGUGCUGUUCCUCGCCAUGAUGUCAGUCAUGCUCCUCCGCGCGAAAUUGAAGCAUACGCGACAGCAUAUUGUUCGAUCAUUGACAGAUUUUGCAUGCCAACCGACGACUUUCAGGUGCAUCCCCGCGUCGGCGACAUUGUUGUCGGUGCACGACGACGGCGGCGAAAAGAAAAGGAGCGGCGCCGGAGAGCCGGAACGCAAGGAUGGAGAGAAGAAGAGGAGACUGUCGCUGAACAGCAUGCUGCUGUCACCGCUGGCCUGCAACGCCGCAGCGGUAAUGCUCGCCUGCAUCACCGAGAGGCGAUCGAUCUCCGGCGACCCGCUCAACUUCUCCACGUUCAACGUGAUCUUCGAGGUGAUUAGUGCUUAUGGGAACGUGGGUCUGUCCACUGGCUACAGCUGCUCGAGGCUGCUGCCGGCAGCGGAGGCGACCGCCACCUGCCAUGACAAGCCGUACAGCUUCUCCGGGUGGUGGAGCGACCAGGGGAAGCUGCUCCUUGUUCUCCUCAUGCUCUACGGGAGGCUCAAAGGCUUCCACGGACAGCGACGCAGGAGGUGA
Miscanthus lutarioriparius is the source of this 1725-nucleotide messenger RNA. The record is from the annotation of a GenBank genome assembly. NCBI's taxonomy places the organism in Eukaryota, Viridiplantae, Streptophyta, Magnoliopsida, Poales, Poaceae.